Messenger RNA from Pyricularia pennisetigena, 147 nucleotides. RefSeq lists its product as uncharacterized. The transcript has a single exon. The record is from RefSeq and is a predicted model, not a curated record. Lineage: Eukaryota; Fungi; Ascomycota; Sordariomycetes; Magnaporthales; Pyriculariaceae. The coding region runs from base 1 to 147 and encodes 48 amino acids.
AUGUACGGUAGUUCAAGCAUGUACGGCUACGAAGUACGAUGGCGUGGUAGGGGUAUGGCGCUGUGGCGCGCAGCGGCGCAUGGCGUAGUGGCGUAUGCAGUUUCAACGUGCAGCAGUGUCCCGUCGCUUUUUAAACUGGGCGCUUAA